AUGAUUUGUUGCCGUGUUGCAGAGUGGAUUUCAAUUUCGGUGUGGAUACUUGUACUCAUAAUAAGUAACUGGUUAGGGCUUUUCUUGAUUGCUCUCCGGACAGCCAACAACAACAACGGCCAUCCCUCUACCUCUCCGCUGCCUCGUCGGAAAUUUCUUUAUUCUUGUGCUCUUGCUCUUCUUGAUUCCGACACUGUAAUCAGGCCAAAAAACAUGCCACCGCGCGGUAAAUUACUGGAAGAAAGGCUGGCCGCUGCUGGGAGCGUUCUGCUUCAGCCUCCCUCCUCCGCCGACGAACUCUUGCCCCGUCUGGAUGAAAUCGAGGAGCUUUUAUCAAAAGUGGAGCAGUCACCUGCCAAAUCCAUGCGAGAUGCACUUUCUCCGGUGAUGGAUGCACUGGUUGCUGAAAAGUUGCUAAAGCAUUCUGACGGUGAUGUAAAAGUUAGUGUUGCCUCUUGCAUCAGCGAGAUAACUAGAAUUACUGCACCCGAAGCUCCAUAUGAUAAUGAUGUAAUGAAGGAUGUCUUGCAAUUGAUUGUGUCAUCCUUUGAGAAUUUUGCGGAUACAUCAAGCAGAUCUCAUAAGAAGAGAGUCACUGUACUCAAAAUUAUGGCCAAAGCCAGAUCCUGUGUUGUCCUGUUGGAUUUGGGAUGCGAUCGGAUGGUUGUUGAAAUGUUUCAAUACUUUCUUAAAGCCAUUAGGGAUUUUCAUACUGAAGUCAUAUUUGGAUAUAUGGAGACAAUUAUGAGUCUUGUUCUAGAAGAAAGUGAAGAUAUCUCCUCAGACCUUCUCGGUCCAAUUUUGGCUACUUUGAAAAGGACCAAUAAGGCUGUUUUACCAAUUGCAAAGAAAUUGGCUGUGACAGUUAUUCAGAAUACAGUGGGCAAGAUAAGACCUUAUUUGACACAAGCAAUGAAAUCCUUAGGUGCUUCUGUGUGUGACUUUGAUGAAGUUGUAGCCAUCCUUUGUCAAGAGGAUAAUGGUUCAGAGAAGCAUGAUAUUCUAUAUGACUUUUAUCAGCUGCUUGCAACCGUCCAACCCAAAUCAGAAGUGCAUAAGGAGGCUGUAAAUGUAGCAUCUCCAAUCCAAACUGACAGUUUUACCAACGAGAGCCAAACUAACGAGGCUAGCUUGGAUAAGAGGAAAGGGAAUUCGAUUAGCAGAGAGAGGGUCUCUCUUGAUACUGUUUCUCAUAAACUAUCUGAAGGAGAGUCUGUUUCUGUAGCAAAUAAGCAGAGCUGCUUGGGGAAAAAGCAAGCUGACGUGGGACAAACAUUGACUGAUAAGGGUACAUGCAGUAUUGAUGAUGAGUGUGCAAGUGAUUCAGUGGCAAAGUCACUCGAUGAGAUAGAAAGAUUAGGGGAUGCUAGUGAUAAGAUGGAGGAUUCAUCCUCAUUGAGGAAGGUAGAUGGAAGAAAAAGUGGGCGUGGGAGACCUUCACUUGAGUCUAUAGCAAGAAAAGAGAGCAGAAAAGACAUUGUGAUGAGUUCAAAAGAGGUUCCCAAGUCUUCUGCAAGAGAAGACAACAAAAGACAAACUAUGACAAGUUUAAAAGCAGCAAGGGAACCAGGGAUCUUGGAAGAAAGCAGAAAAGUGAAUCCCAAGAGGAAGCGAACUCCAGACACAAGAAAAGUAUCGGAGAUCAUGGAAGCUGAAGAGGAUUUGAUUGGUUCAAAAGUUCAAGUUUGGCGACCAAAACAUCAAAUGUUUCUUGAGGGUAUAAUCGUUGCUUCUUUUAGCUCCGGCAAGAAGAAAUACCAGGUGCUAUUCGCCAACGGUGAGGAAGAAUUACUAGAUCUUAAAAGUGAGCGCUGGGAACUUGUUAAAGACGACACAGUUUCUGAGGCACACCCUGUUAUGAAAUCCCCGACAUCCGAGGUUGUUGAAAAGAUACGUUCCAUAUUAGCUGGUGGUCCUGGCCAACCAGCCGAACGAUUUUUUGAUUUACAGCUUUUCUUACUGGAAUAUAUCGAAUCUCCUGCUGCUGCCAAAUGUUCCGAUAUUCAAGAAUUAGUACAGAAAAUGGUGCACUCUGCUGGUGAGAUAGGAGCAGAAUAUGAUGUUGUUAACCGUCGACUCGCCACCAGUAAAGACGAGCUGGAAAAAUUAAGUCAGGUGGAGUCUAGAAAGUCUGCGCUGGUUACCGAGCAUGCAGAUGCAGCUGCAAAGGAUGCAGAGAUUCAAGCAGCUCGACAGAAACUACUGAAUCGUCGAUCAGAACUUAGAAAACUGAUAGUCGAGGCAGAACAGGAGAUUUCCAUGAUUGAACCAAAAUUGGAGAAGUUGGAAUCAGAAGCUAGAGAAACAGCUGCUCAAAAAACAUCGAUGGAAGCAGCAAUUCAAGAAAUCGAGACUCAGGCGAAGGUUUCUUCUUUGCGCAUGAUCGUGUGGGAAGAUCACCUCGAGUCCAGUAAGAAGAAGUUAGCUGGAUUGGAGUCUUCGUGGGAGUGGUUGAAAUGCUCGUGGGAACAUAUCGAGUGUGAACAGGCCAAGUGAUGAAGAAGGUGCGAUCUUGUGUCCCAACCACUUUUAGAUAACUUCUUCUCCGGCGAUGUACUUAAAAUUCAUACUCUGUGUCCUGAUUAUGGAUAGGUAUGGAAACAAUUUUCUGAAAUGAACAGAUCUGUAGACAACAUGUAGCUGUAGUAGUAACUGGAUUUGGCUUUUUUGUGUGUCAUUGCCCUAUCUAAUGCUGUGAAAAAACUUGUUUAUUCUUGAA
This is a messenger RNA of Andrographis paniculata, 2719 nucleotides long. RefSeq names its product sister chromatid cohesion protein PDS5 homolog C-like. The record is from RefSeq and is a predicted model, not a curated record. Lineage: Eukaryota; Viridiplantae; Streptophyta; Magnoliopsida; Lamiales; Acanthaceae. The coding region runs from base 1 to 2496 and encodes 831 amino acids. Gene Ontology annotation, cellular component: chromatin; nucleus. The transcript has 12 exons. Gene Ontology annotation, biological process: DNA repair; mitotic sister chromatid cohesion.